This is a messenger RNA of Priapulus caudatus, 1331 nucleotides long. RefSeq names its product serine/threonine-protein kinase 38-like. Lineage: Eukaryota; Metazoa; Priapulida; Priapulimorpha; Priapulimorphida; Priapulidae. Gene Ontology annotation, biological process: peptidyl-serine phosphorylation; intracellular signal transduction. Gene Ontology annotation, molecular function: protein serine/threonine kinase activity; ATP binding. The record is from RefSeq and is a predicted model, not a curated record.
GAUCCGGCGGCUGGAGAACUCCAUGAGCGAGGAGGGUCUGAGCGAGGAGCAGAAGCAGCAGAAGCGGUCGCAGCACGCAGCCAAGGAGACCGAGUUCCUGCGACUCAAGCGAUCCCUCGGCGUCGACGACUUCGAGUCGCUCAAGGUCAUCGGCCGCGGCGCCUUCGGCGAGGUUCGCCUCGUGCAGAAGCGAGACACGGGACACACCUAUGCAAUGAAGAUCCUGCGAAAGUCGGACAUGCUCGAAAAGGAACAGGUGGCGCACGUGCGGGCGGAGCGCGACAUACUCGUGGAGGCGGAUCACACGUGGGUCGUGAAGAUGUACUACAGCUUCCAGGACGCGCAGAAUCUGUACCUCAUCAUGGAGUUUCUACCCGGAGGUGACAUGAUGACGCUGCUCAUGAAGAAGGACACGUUGACGGAGGAGUGCACGCAGUUCUACGUAGCGGAGUCCGUGCUCUCCAUCAACUCCAUACACAAGCUCGGCUUCAUCCAUCGCGACAUCAAGCCGGACAACCUGCUGCUCGACGCAAAGGGUCACAUUAAGCUGUCGGACUUUGGGCUCUGCACAGGCCUGAAGAAGUCGCAUCGCACAGACUUCUACCGAGAUCUUUCGCAAGCCAAGCCCACGGACUUCUCGUCCAGUCCGAUGGACUCUAAGCGGCGGGCGGAGAGCUGGAAGCGAAACAGGAGGGCGCUAGCGUACUCGACGGUCGGCACGCCCGACUACAUCGCCCCCGAGGUUUUCAUGCAGACCGGCUACACGGAGAGCUGUGAUUGGUGGUCAGUCGGCGUCAUCAUGUACGAGAUGUUGAUAGGCUAUCCUCCGUUUUGCUCGGAGAGUCCUCAGGAGACGUACCGGAAGGUGAUGCACUGGAAGGACACGCUAGUCUUCCCUCCCGAGAUGCCCAUCUCCAACGAGGCCAGAGAUCUCAUACAGAAAUUCUGCUGUUCGCCGGAGCAGAGGGUAGGACACCACGGGGGUUCCAAAGAGAUCAGGUGUCAUCAGUUCUUCAAGGGUGUCGACUGGGAUCACAUAAGGGAGCGGCCGUCGGCGAUACCAGUAGAGGUGAAGAGCAUCGACGACACGUCCAACUUUGACGAGUUUCCCGACAUGAAGCCACUGGUUCAGCCGCUGGACGUCGACAUCAACUACAAGGACUGGGUCUUCAUCAACUACACGUUCAAGCGCUUCGAGGGCCUCACGCAGCGCGGCAUCCGACCCAAGAGCUAACCCGGCGCGGCGGGGGAAGCGCGAGACGCCACCGCCGCCGUCUCGCUCCGUCUCCGGGCGUCUCGGCUUGCGUCUCUCGAACUCGACUACAAUUUGC